Molecule: messenger RNA, 4644 nt
Organism: Anneissia japonica
Lineage: Eukaryota; Metazoa; Echinodermata; Crinoidea; Comatulida; Comatulidae
Product: neurogenic locus notch homolog protein 1-like
Exons: 3
Coding region: 74-3976 (1300 amino acids)
Source: RefSeq, a predicted model, not a curated record
CAGUAGUUUUUUUUUAUAGACUUCAUUUCUAACCUGAGAUGAAUAAGUCGAUAUAACGCAUCGGUAUUUCAAAAUGGGUGAUAAAAGCAAACAUUUUAACAGACCUGUCAUCUUCCUACUGCUGAUCACCGGCGCUUCUUUAUUUUGUGCUGUCUUUCUUAUCGUUUAUCAAUCAACCACAGAGAAUUGUAGGCCUACUGAUCAGUGUUACAAUGGCGGAAGCUUUAUUCAUGGAAACAAUACAUGCAGUUGUGCAAAGGGAUACGAUGGUCCACGCUGUGAGUUCAAUACCCAGAUUUGUCACAUUGGUCAGUGGUCUGAAUGGACGACUUGUUCCAAAACAUGUGGCCCUGGUGGUAUUCAGUUUAGAAGUAGAGAGAAUGAAUGUUCUGAUUCGCAGCAAACUUAUGAGCAAAAGGUUUGUAAUGUUCGUUGUUAUCAUGGGGGAGUUCUGUCGAAUAUUCGUGAAGAAUCCAUCUGCCAAAGUGGUUACAGUGGAGAAUGUUGUGAGAUACAAGACUGUGAAGUGACCCCAUGGAGCGAGUGGUCAACGUGCACUCAGGUGUGUGGACAUCAAGGGACGAGGUUUAGAACACGUAAUGUGGAAAAACCAUCUGCUUGUGGUGGAGCACCUUGUCCUGGGAACUUCACCGAGGAAGAAGAGUGUAAUAGAAAAUGUGACAACAAUGGAACUCUGGACGACAAAGUUGAAAAAUGCAGGUGUCCAGAUGGAUACAAUGGACAGUGCUGUGAGUGUAAAAUCCAAGAUUGUGUUAUGACCCCGUGGAGCCAGUGGUCAACAUGCACUCAAGUAUGUGGACCUCACGGGACGAGAUUUAGAACACGUAACGUUGACAAGUCACCGGUUUGUGGUGGAGCCCCUUGUCCUGGGAACUUCACCGAAGAAGAAGGGUGUAAUAGAAAAUGUGACAACAAUGGAACUCUGGACGACAAAGUUGAAAAAUGCAGGUGUCCAGGUGGAUACAAUGGACAGUGCUGUGAGUGCAAAAUCCAAGGUUGUGUUAUGACCCCGUGGAGCCAGUGGUCAACAUGCACUCAAGUGUGUGGACCUCAGGGGACGAGAUUUAGAACACGUAAUGUUGACAAGUCACCGGUUUGUGGUGGAGCCCCUUGUCCCGGAAACUUCACCGAAGAAGAAGGGUGUAAUAGAAAAUGUGACAACAAUGGAACUCUGGACGACAAAGUUGAAAAAUGCAGGUGUCCAGGUGGAUACAAUGGACAGUGCUGUGAGUGCAAAAUCCAAGAUUGUGUUAUGACCCCGUGGAGCGAAUGGUCAACAUGCUCUCACACAUGUGGGCCGCGUGGAACAACAUUCAGAACGCGUGAUGUGUACACUGCUCCCAUGUGUGGCGGAACAGAAUGUUCUAAAAUAUUCACCGAGAAAAGGGAAUGUAAUAGAGAAUGUGACAACAAUGGAACUAUUGACAACAAUGGUGGCAAAUGCAGGUGUCCAACCGGAUACACUGGACAGUGCUGUGAGUGCAGGAUCCAAGAUUGUGUUAUGACACCGUGGAAUGAUUGGUCAGCGUGCACUCGGGUGUGUGGACCUCAAGGGACGCGAUUUAGAAUACGUGAGGUGGCCAUGCAACCUGCUUGCGGUGGUGACCCAUGUUUUGGGAUUUUAACCGACGAAGAAGAUUGUAACAGGGAAUGUUACAACAACGGAAUUCUGGACAAAGUUGACAAAUGCACGUGCCCAGCCGGAUACAAUGGCCAGUGCUGUGAGUGUAAGAUUCAAGAUUGUGUUAUGACACCGUGGAGCGAAUGGUCAGCGUGCUCUCACACAUGUGGGCCACAUGGAAUGGCAAUACGAACGCGUGAUGUGCAAAGUUCACCCCAGUGUGGCGGAACACAAUGCUCUGGAAUAUUCACAGAUCAAAAGCCAUGUAAUAGGAUGUGUCACAACGAAGGAAUUUUGGACUACGACGCGAAUGCAUGCAGGUGCCCGGUCGGGUUCAGUGGUCAGUGCUGCCAAUGCGGGAACGUCGACUGUGAACUUAGCAACUGGACUGAAUGGUCAAAAUGCAAGGACGCAACGCACCAAAUACGGUCACGUGACGUUAAGAGAUACCAUGAGUGCGGAGGACAUGCGUGUAAUGGGUCGCUAACCGAAGCUCGUUCGUGUGAUGUAGUAUUGGAACACCGUUUGCUGCUCCCUACAUGGUUGGUGACGAUACUUAGUACCUAUAGUGUAUUGUUAACGUGUUUUGUCGGUGUGGUCUACAUCAGUUCAAUGAUGGUUGAUAAGAGCAGAAACAUUUAUAGAAGUGUUUUAAUUUUACUAUGCUUCCUGCUGCUGUCCGCUGGUGCCUUUAUAUUUUGUGGCGUCUAUCACUACAUCCUUUAUGUUUCCACCAUAGAGCAUUGUAACGAUCAGUGUUAUAAUGGUGGAAGCUUUAUUCAGGAAACCAAUACAUGCGCCUGUGCUAAAGGAUACGGUGGUCCAUGUUGUGAGUUCAAGACCCAGAUGUGCCAAAUUGGUCAGUGGUCUGAGUGGACGCCUUGUACCAAAAGGUGUGGUCCUGGUGGUAUCCAGUUUAGAAGUAGGGAGAAUGAUUGUUUCGAUUCGCAGCAAACGUAUGAGCAAAGGGCUUGUAAUGUUUAUUGUUAUCAUGGGGGAAUUCUGUCGAAUGUUCCUGAAAAAUGCAUUUGCGAAACUGGUUACAGUGGGGAAUGUUGCGAGUGUGAGAUACGCGACUGUGAAAUGACCCCUUGGAGCGAGUGGUCAAUAUGCACUCAGGUGUGUGGACCUCAAGGUACGAGAUUUAGAACACGUAAUGUGGACAAACCACCUGCUUGUGGUGGAGUCCCUUGUCCUGGGAUCUUAACAGAGGAAGAGGAGUGUAAUAAAAAAUGCUACAACAAUGGAACCCUGGACGACAAAGUUGACAAAUGCAGAUGUCCAGAUGGAUACAAUGGACAGUGCUGUGAGUGCAAGAUCCAAGAUUGUGUUAUGACCCCGUGGAGCGAAUGGUCAACAUGCUCUCACACAUGUGGGCCGCGUGGAACAACAUUCAGAACGCGUGAUGUGUACACUGCACCCAUGUGUGGCGGAACAGAAUGUUCUAAUGUAAUCACCGAGAAAAGGGAAUGUAAUAGAGAAUGUGACAACAAAGGAACCAUUGACAAUGAAGGUGACAAAUGCAGGUGUCCUGUCGGAUACACUGGACAGUGUUGUGAAUGCAGGAUCCAAGAUUGUGUUAUGACACCGUGGGCUGAUUGGUCAGCGUGCACACGCGCGUGUGGACCUCAAGGAACGCGAUUUAGAAUACGUAAUAUGGCUAUGCAACCUGCCUGCGGUGGAGACCCGUGUUUUGGGAUCUUAACCGACGAAGAGGAGUGUAACCGGGAAUGUUACAACAGCGGAAUUCUGGACGACAAAAGUGACAAAUGCACGUGCCCAGCCGGAUACAAUGGGCAGUGCUGUGAGUGUGAGAUUCAAGAUUGUGUUAUGACCCCGUGGAGCAAUUGGUCAGCGUGCUCUCACACUUGUGGGCCACAUGGAAUGGCAAUACGAACACGUGAUGUGCAAAGUCCACCUCAGUGUGGCGGAACAGAAUGCUCUGGAAUAUUCACAGAUCAAAAGCCAUGUGAUAGGGUGUGUCACAACGAAGGAAUUUUGGACUAUGAUGCGGGUGAAUGCAAGUGCCCGGACGGGUUCAGUGGUCAGUGCUGCCAAUGCGAGAACGUCGACUGUGAACUUAGUAACUGGACUGAAUGGUCAACUUGCAAGAACGCAACGCGUCAAAUACGGUCACGUGACGUUAAGAGAUACCACGAGUGCGCAGGGCAUGUGUGUAAGGGGUCACUAACCGAAGCUCGUUCGUGUGAUAUAGCAUUGAAACACAAGUGGUUGGUCUCAAAAUGGUUUGUGGUGACACUUAAUACAUAUAGUGUAUUGUUGACAUUUAUAUUUGCCUGUGUGGUCUACUUCAGGUGGAGAAGAAGACGAUAGCUUCUCAAUCAAGAAAACCUACAGAGUACCCAAGAGUUUUUGGCAGACUUACCGCUCUUACCGUUAUGGAUGAUAGUUAAAGAUUGGUUCAUUAAAAUUCGUAAACAAUUAAUGAAGGCAGUGGUUAUUGGUCUUAAACGAAUUCGUAAUUCUGAAUGGAUAUUAUUGUCUAGUCAUUUUACAAACAAUAACUUCUAGUCAGAAUUAAGUAUGUGCUUAAGACAGCAACUAAACUUAUGUAUCGUUUCCAGAAUAUUGCUAUUUACAUUGGCGGAUCUGGGGGGGGGGUCAGGGGGUCCUGACAAAAUUCUCUGUGUACCGGUACACACAUAGGCCUAUUUACUGUAAUAAGAAUGAGAAAAAAAUUACCUGACCGGUUACAAAAAGGGAAAACCUUGAAUUUUGAUUAAAAAUCCGGAAAACUCAUUUCUCGCCAUCUAAGAACCAACAUUUUCCUGGGGAGGACCCUCGACCACCGUCUUAUUUGAGGUUCAUCGAUUUAUUGAAAAAGGAAUAUGUACGCAGCGACUCAAUUUUUGUUAUGUACUGUAACGUACAUACACACAUAGUAGGGCUACUAGUAUUUACAGUAAUAAGAAUGAGAAGUUUACCCGACCGUUUUCAAGCGAAGGAAACCUUAAAAUUUAAAGAACUUAAAAGUCACCUCA